UGGGAGCGGCAGCAGCGAAUCGCCGCCCGCCGGAACCGCCUCGAUGCCCGGCGCCGGGAAGCCCUUGGGGAGAAGGUGGAGCAGGAGGAGGAGGAGGAGGAGAAGGAAGAGGAGAGGAAGAGCCUGAAGCUGAUCCAGGAGACCGGGAAGGUCCUGGCCAAGCUCCUGUUCCACGGGACGCAGCUGGUGACCAACGUCCAGGUGGAAUCCGAUCUCCGGGAAUGGCGGAGGCGGGAAAAGGAGGGCCCGGAGAAGCUGAGGAGGCUGGAAAAGCUGGAGACGGAGGCCAAGCGCGGCGCGGAAAAGUUGGCGGAGAUCAACUCCAGGUGGGGCUCGGCCGAGGAGCUGAAGGUGCCGCAGGAAUUGUGGGAAUUGCUGGAGCAGCAGCAGGAGCAGUGCCAGCAGCUCCUGGCCGAGAAGAACCAGCUGAUCCAAGAGCUCCGGCAGGAGCUGCAGGCCAGGGAUGAGCAGUACGAGCAGGCCCUGAAGGAGCAGGCGGAGGAGAUCCGGCUGCUCCUGGAGAGGAUGGAAGAGCAGACCCGGAACAUGCUCAGGACCUACCGGCACCACCUCCGGCAGAUUGAGAAAACCUUUGAGGAGGAGCGCCGGGAAAUGCUGGCCAACAACCGGAAAAGGUGGAACGAGGCCAUCCGGGCCCACAACGAGCAGGAGCUGGAAUUCCUGCGGCAUCGGAUGGAGCAGGCGCGGGAGUUUGAGCAGCAGCUGAACGAGCUGCAGGCCGAGAGCGUGGAGAGCUACGACCGCAUGAAAUUCCAGCUGGAACAGGACGUGCAGUACCUGGAGAAGAAGCUGCGGCAGAUGAAGGGAAUGUUCCACCUGAACCAGGUGAAGCUGGAAUACAACCUGGACGUGCUCCGGCAGCUGGACCUGGAAAAUUCCACGCUCCGAUCCCUGCAGAAGCGGAAAAUCACCCGGUUCCAGACGUGCCUCAGCCUCCUGAGGGAGAGGAUGGCCCGGCAGGAGGAGAAAUUCCAGGAGGAAAAGCGGAGCCUGGAAUGGGAGCUGCAGCGGAUCACGGGGCAGUUCCAGGAGACGCGGAGCCGGAUGAGGCAGCUGGCGCAGAGCAGCGCCGAGCGGUUCCGGCAGGUUUGGAUCGUCAACGAGGAGGAGGCCAAGGCGCUGAUCCGGCAAGCGCUGGACGCCGAUCGGAUCAUCCACGUCCAGCAGCUGGGAAUUCCCUGGGAAGAGCCGCGGCUGGGACUCCUGGAGAACGUGGGACCCCUGGGAGGCCGCCGGGAAAAGCGGGACGCCCUGCAGGUGGCCACGGAACUGCUGGAAGGGAUCAAAUCCGGGAAAAGGGAGCGGGAAGGGAGGAGGAGCAGGAAGAAAGGCGGAGAGGGGAGGAAGGAAAAGCAGGAAAACUCGGAGCCAAGAGUCACCAGCCAGCCCAACAUUCCCAGGAAAACCCUCCGGAAAAUGCUGGAGCUCCUGAGCGAGGAGUCGGAAUUCCUGUUGGAAAACAAACUCCUGAGGCCCCUGCGGGAGGUGGUGGGACACAGGAACAGCGUCCAGCAGCUCCGAUCCCUCCUGGAGGUGAGCUGGGAUCGGAUCUCCCGGGAUCUCAGCACCGGGAAUGCGCGGCCGGAUCGGGAAAAGGGAUCCCGGGAAUCCUGGGAGCCGCUUCCCGAGGCUCCAGGGGCUGCGGGAGAGCUGGGAUUUGGGAAAGGGCCGCAGGGCCAGGAGCCAGGGAAUGGCUUCCCACUGGGAAAGGGGAGCUGGGAGCUCGGGAAGGAAUUCCCAGAGAAUCCCUGGGAUCAAUCCCCAAGGAAAGCCUGGAGCAGCCCGGGGUUGGAAUGGGAUGGGAGUGAAGAUCCAGGGAUCCCAUCCCAAACCAUUCCGGGAUUCUGGGAUCGAGGACACUCAGGAUCCAUCCCGAGGGAUUUUUAUGGAAUUUGGGGAUGGAAAAGGGAAAGGAAACCCUUCCUGGAGUUCCCAAUUCCCAGUGAAGCCCCUGGAUCCCGAAAUUCCUUCCCCGUGAGGAGUCGGGAUGGGGCUGGAUCCAAUCCAGGAGAGCCAGAGGAGGAUUUGGGAAAAGGGCCCGGAAUGCCGGGACAGGGAACGGCUCCCACUGCCCCAGGGUCGGGAUUUUGGGAUUUUGGGAUCUCGGGAAGGGAUUCCCGGCUGGGCUGGAAUUCCCAGAGAAUCCCCAGAUCCCUGGGAAUAUCCAAGUUUCGGGAUCACGGGCGGUGUCCCUGCUGA
Cyanistes caeruleus (blue tit) is the source of this 2220-nucleotide messenger RNA. NCBI's taxonomy places the organism in Eukaryota, Metazoa, Chordata, Aves, Passeriformes, Paridae. The record is from RefSeq and is a predicted model, not a curated record.